AUAAAGUCACCUUUGAAUAGUUGCCGGUUGUCGAAUUGGAUCAUUCAAUCAAUUUGGAAAUUUUUCGUGAAAAUGUCACACUGACGUUGUAGUAGGUUCAGUUUUUCAAGCGACACGCACCUCGAACGACGCAUCCUGCAGACGGACGUCACAGCGAAGUGUGUCGAGCUCCUUGCUUCACCGGAACAACUUCUACCAAAAUAUACAAUUUUAUUGAAGUCACAUUGAACCAAAUCCUCUGAAAAACGGUGAAGAAGGACGCUUGGCUCUAUAAGAGGUGAAAUAUCAACAAAUCAAUGCAGUAAUAAAACGCAGAGGAUAUUGAGUUGAAUAGUUUGCACAGUUAUGUCUCGUGCACCACAACAUGCCCGCCCAAAUGUGCCGCCCCCAAGCGUGAACUUACAUCAUCACCACCAACAACACCAACAUCAGCAACACCAGCACCACCAAAGUGCCGGGGAACGCGUGCCGUCGCAUCUGCAACCGCAGCAACAGGCGGUGCCCGCAACGUUGGCGGCGCAUGAUGACUACUAUUACGAGGAGGUGCAGGAGGAAGAGUACCUCAGCGACUAUGCGGCGGACGAGGCGGACGAAUGCGAGGAUCCGCAACAAAUGUUGCACCCGCAUCAACAGCAUCAGCCGGCCACUCAACCGCCGCCGCCGCACGAAAUCGAUCCGAGACGCGCGGACGUGACUGAGUUGUAUCGUCGCCAGUGUGGCGACAUCUAUCCGAAUCACACGGUUUACCACGUGCCGAUUGUCAAUACACAAACGCCACAGGAAUACUUUUAUGACCCACGUGUGCCACAAACACAAUCUCAGUUAAGAGUUAUGCAACCACCUAUACACGCUGCUUCUAUGGUAUAUCGAAAACGCGUUGUUCCUGUGAACGCAACCACAUCAACUUCUUACCUUCGUGUUGCACCUCCACUUUUACAACCGCAAGCUUCUCAAACGUGUUAUUUGACCAGUGAAGAAGCACUGGCGUUGAGACAUCAGCAGCAACAACAGCAAUACGAACAAUAUCUGCAUAUGCAGCAUCAGAAGAAUAUGCAACUUCAACGCCAACAGAAUUUGCUGCAUUUUCAGCAACAGAAACAAAUGCAACAUGCGCAGCUUUCUCCGCAGGAAGUCUAUCGAAUGCCAAAUGUAACGAAUUUAAGCACGAGAAACAUUGGCACUGGCAGGACUGGAUCCAUGGUGCGGUUGGAGUCACGACCGGAAAGACAUGUGCAAACAAACAUGGCGCAGUUCAUGGACGUGAACAACUCGGAAGUUGUUAAGAACAGUAAUAUUAAUAAUAAUAUUAAUAAAGUGACAGUUGCUAGUGCUACAAUGGUGGAUAGUGACACCAGAGUGCAGCCCAGGACAAAAAGUUCACAACAUGGCGUCGGGGCAACACGUCGACAUCCGGUUACUGUACGGACACCUAGAUAUAUUCGUAGGGCAGUCAAUCCUAACCUUUUCAAGCGUCCGUCAACUCUUUGCUUGCCAUUGGCUGUACAACCUGAUCCCGCCCUCUAUGGAGCAACAGCCGUCAAUCCACGCAGAUUCAAACGCAAUCAACAUGGAAACGACGUGCAAGUAUCACCAUCACCAAGAUCUCCUGGUCCAGUGUUACCUUUACGAAAAGUGAAUAAUCCACAACAUUCCUACAACAAUACCCAACCAAUCAUGGAAGGUGAACCCUCUGGGAGUUUAAUGGAUAAUAUACAUUUGACAAAACCGCAUAGUUGUCAAGUGGGUCCAGCUGGUCACGCGCCUCUUGAAAGAACACUCCCAAGUGAUACUCAACAAAGACUAGAUUCGAUUUUUCAGCGGUACGAUCGUCUAUUUAGAACGGAAGCUUCGCCAUCUGGUGACGCAAGUGUUAACCUACUAGAAAGACGCGACAAAGGAGAUCCGUUCGAAAAUAUUGAUUGUUUUGAUAAAUUUGAGAAUUUGGCUAAACUAAGCAAGAUGGAGGCUGGAAAUUUUGAUAAGAAGUUUAAUAUGAAUCAAACAGCAAAUACAACUGAUGUAUUCAACCUCAGACCAAGAACUCCGCCAUGCUUAAAACAUAAACAAAAUGAUGAUUCAAAAGUUCAACCUAAUUUGCCUGUUGCAGAAACAUUGCAGGUUGAGGAAAUGACAACAGACAUGUUGGAUGAGUUACUAAACGAGUUAACAGAGCAUGGAUUUAGUGAGAAUUUGAACGAGGAUCAAAAGAGUAAACUGAUUGAUCAAGAAGACCAAAAACAAACAAACACUGAUCAAGAAGGUGAAAAAUAUCAACGAUAUUUACAAGAAAAAGAAGAUAAUUUUAAACUGGAACAAGACAAAAUAACAAAUGAAUUAUUCAAACAAUCAACCAAUAAUGAAAAGAAUGAUAAGGAAUGUCCCGAGAAAGAUAUCCCGAAAAGUUUCACUUAUUGUGAGAUAAAACAAUGUUUGUCUCCAUCGAAUGACGCCAACAAGAAAGAGAAAGAUCUGUUGAAACCCGAACACGACCUGGACAGCGACGCAGAGAAGGAAAAAGAAAAAAUGCGUGAGCGUGAAAAAAAGCCGGAGCUCAAACGCGCCCGUAAACAAGAGAGUGAGGGUGACAUUUCGAGCAAAAAGUCAAUUUCAUCAACUACUACGACAAGCGCGACAAGACCUGGCGCUAGGAUUAUCCCAAGGAUUAUGGUGGAUGACGCCAUGGAGCUACAUCGGACAAAGAGCUACGUUGUGAAUUUGAUUGACACUGCAUUAAGCAAUCAUUUUGGGACACAAGUUAAGGAUAGCACACAUAAGAAAGACAAAUUACAGGCUAAAAGUGCAAUGCAAAUGCUUAAAAAACAGCCUUCUACAACGUCCAGCAAAGCAUCACAAAAGGACCUAGCUGAGGAAAUUGCGCAUGUACUUUCUGAGAACUACGGAUCAAAUUCACGUCAUUCUUCUAUAUCGAAAGGAUUGUCUCAAUGCUCUUGCAAAUCUUCAUCACACGAACCAAUGUUUGUGAAACAAUUGCGUCAAAUGCGCUGGGGUCACCUAAAGCACAUCCAACAAGAGGUGCGUCGCUUGGAAGAACUCGAACGCUUUCUAGAUUCAUGCAACAUGUCGACAUUUGAAAAGUGCCACUAUCACUAGACCAGACUCACCUUGACCAAGGUCAAACGUGCCAUUUAUGCACUGGUCUGAUGAGGCACUGAAAUGUAUACAAUAUUUUUAUAAAUAUACAAUGUUUUUAUUA
Messenger RNA from Dalotia coriaria, 3214 nucleotides. Its product is annotated as histone-lysine N-methyltransferase, H3 lysine-79 specific-like. The coding region runs from base 346 to 3111 and encodes 921 amino acids. The transcript has 8 exons. The record is from RefSeq and is a predicted model, not a curated record. Lineage: Eukaryota; Metazoa; Arthropoda; Insecta; Coleoptera; Staphylinidae.